Chara braunii is the source of this 936-nucleotide messenger RNA. Lineage: Eukaryota; Viridiplantae; Streptophyta; Charophyceae; Charales; Characeae. The record is from the annotation of a GenBank genome assembly.
GUAUCCUCUGAUGAUGUCAAUCGCCCAUCGCCCAUCAGAUGCCACACUGCUUGCGUAUCUUCCAAUGCUUCAACACCGGCCACGUGACAAGGGCUGGGGUCCGCACUCCACCGCGUUUAGAAAACGGAAAACUGUGAUAUUGCAUAAAGCGUUGUCAACAGUAUUGCAGUCCGUAAAGGAGGCAUCCCUUGACGGCAUGAUGGUAACAACGGAGCGGUUCGGUGAGAUAACAGUGCACCCUUUCGUCAUGAACUAUAUACAGGACUAUCCUGAAAGGUUUGCCCUUGCAACUGUGAAAUUCGGUGUUUGUCCAACAUGCACAGUGUCCAAAGACGAUUUGGAUGUCAUCGCCGAUUUCACCAACUGCAGGAGAUCGCAGACGCUAGAGACGCAACUUGCCGCGGACUGCUUCAACAGUGGGGACAACGACAUCCGUCGUGCUGCUAAGGCACGAAUGUCAGAAUUGGACAUGCAUAAGCAUGUUCAAGAGAACGACUUAUGGGGAUUCUACAGGGGUCCGCAUGGUGACGAUCCGAAACUAGAUUACCAUCUCGCUUUGCAACCAGACCGAGGCAAUCGGUCCACGGGUAUGGCUGCAGAGGCUGGAAAGAGACCCAAGAGGGUGGACGAGGAACACUUGUUCCCGUUCACGUGGAAAUCAAGAAGACACACCAUAUCGAUAACAAAACGGGACGUAUUGCGAUUGGGUGCCAAGCAGUGGCUGAACGAUAACGUGAUCGAUAUGUACUUACAGUCCGUCUAUGACGAACAUUUUCCAGACGGAGACAAUAUGACACUUCAUGUUUGCACAUCUUUCUGGCACCCCGCAGUCAUCGCCAAUCAGAAGGUUUAUGUCGCGAAAGCGGGAUGGCAGGGGCGGAUCAAGAGUACAUCGCCAAAGCUGCGUUGAAUAAGCAAUGAACUGCGAACAACAAG